This is a messenger RNA of Candidula unifasciata, 453 nucleotides long. The record is from the annotation of a GenBank genome assembly. NCBI's taxonomy places the organism in Eukaryota, Metazoa, Mollusca, Gastropoda, Stylommatophora, Geomitridae.
UCUCAAGAAGUCGGCGUGAAAACCAUUGUUAUACUGGAUAAGCAGGGUGAGCAAUUGGACCGCAUUGAGGAGGGCAUGGACCAGAUCAACCAAGAUAUGAGGGAUGCAGAGAAGAAUCUGGAGGGGCUGGAGAAAUGUUGUGGUCUCUGUGUUCUUCCAUGGAAAAGGUCAAAAAAUUUUGAAAAGGGUUCAGACUAUAACAAGACAUGGAAAGCUUCAGAGGAUGGCAAAAUUAAUAGCAAUGGACCAAGACUUGUUGUGGACCAAGGCAGUGGUGGAGCGCCUACCGGGGGCUACAUCACAAGAUAUCAACUCAACUGUCAGCUGCUCACCUCUACUCUAAGCUUUUUCCAAAUCGGUAGUCAAAAUGAAAAACUGAACCAGGGAGGGUCUUUGAAUAUACGAGUGGACGAGGCAAACAAAAGAGCUAAUCGGAUACUUCGAAAUCAGUGA